This is a messenger RNA of Ramularia collo-cygni, 909 nucleotides long. RefSeq lists its product as uncharacterized. Gene Ontology annotation, cellular component: cytoplasm; nucleoplasm; ASAP complex. NCBI's taxonomy places the organism in Eukaryota, Fungi, Ascomycota, Dothideomycetes, Mycosphaerellales, Mycosphaerellaceae. Gene Ontology annotation, biological process: mRNA splicing, via spliceosome. Bases 1 to 909 code for a protein of 302 amino acids. The transcript has a single exon. Gene Ontology annotation, molecular function: RNA binding. The record is from RefSeq and is a predicted model, not a curated record.
AUGUCCUCUCCACACGCAGAACGUAGCGUUUCGCGCGGGCGAUCACGCACAMCGAUCCGCGACGACGACGCGCACUCGCGCUCACGAUCCCGCUCCAAUGCGCGCUCCAACAACGGCAACACCUCACCCUCACCCGCACCCGUGAUCCCACGCAGCGCAAAAAUCGUCAUCGAAAAACUCACAAAGAACGUCAAGGAAGCACAUUUGCGAGAAAUCUUCAGCACAUAUGGCGAAAUCGAGGACCUGGAAAUGCCCAUGAACAAGCACUUCAUGACCAACCGGGGCAUUGCAUAUGUUCUCUACACCGAUUCGAAGUUUGCAGAGGCCGCCAUCAGUAAUAUGCACGAGGCGCAGCUCGAUGGAGCAUUGGUGAAUGUGUCGAUUGUGCUGCCACGGAGAAGAUUCAGCAAGUCCCCACCACCAAUCAGGCCGCCGCCGAACAGAUUCGGUGAGCCUCAUAGGCAUCGUGAGGGGCCGCCCAUGGGCAAUCGAGACUUUGGAGGUGGUGGACGUGGACCACCGCCGCCAAGAGGAGGUAGUCCCCCAUACCGAGGUGGCAGUCCCCCAUACAGAGGAGGUGGUGGCAGGCGUGGAAGUCCAGGACCUAGAGGCGGUAGAGGUGGAGGUGGAGGCUACAGAGAUCGCUACGAUGAUCGGGAGAGCUUCCGGCCAAGGAGCUAUUCGCGUAGCAGAUCACCGCCGCCGAGACGAGGAGGUGGGAGUCCCAGCAGGAGGAGUCCACGAUACGACAGUCGCAGCAGGAGCCCCAGCCGGRCACCACCACCUGCGAGAAGAGGUGGGCGCAGUCCUGCUGCUCGAGGUGGAGGACGGAGGAGAUCCUACUCCAGCUACAGCAGCCGCAGUCGGAGCCCCAGCAGGGAACGCGGCGGCAGAGGAGGGCGGAGAUGA